AUGGUCCCUGUAACAAAGGCCUUUCGGCGGGCGAGCACUGCCAAUUUCUUCGACAGUGGGAGCUCAAGUGGCGAGUCCUCCAGAAGACCCUCAGCGGCAGACAUAUACACUUCUCGACGCCCGAGCCUUGCGGCCCUGUCCCUACGGCUCUCGUCAUGGUCGAAAAAGUCACAUUCGUCAAAGAGAUGCGAGGCGGACGCCGGCUCUUCGGAAAGGUUAUGGGAUGCUGUGCUAUCCUUGCCGGACGAGAUCACAGCUCAAAUCCUCUGCCAUCUGUCUGUGUCCGACUUUCUUAGCCUUCGUUCGACGUCUCGCUCUGUCCACCUCUACUUGCAGUCUCACGCUGGUCCAGUCUCGCGGUCUCUGCUUCUUCAAAAUGCAUAUGAUCGGACGACGGACUAUGAGGGCAACAUCAACGAUGAGAAGGCGAAAUUCCUCUACAACUACCUCCACACAUUGUACCCUCCGCCACAACCCUGCGAUUCCUUCGAUUAUUUACUCCAGAUGCUGAAAAGACAAGCACAAGUUGAAAGAAUGGUCCAGGUCCUCAUCAACUGGAUCCAAAUGAAAGUAUACGUUAUCCCGAAGUUCAAACGAUGUGACAAUUUCAACCCGUACAAGUUCAAGCUGAUGAGGCGGCUCCAUCUGCCAACGUGGACCAUAUAUCAUUUUCUAGAAUGCUACCGGACAAUGCUUGUCACAGAGCAUCCUUAUCAUCCAAGACCCCAGUCGGCUUCUUCUGAACAAGACAACUCCAGCAUACCCUGCCGUUCCUGUGGCCAAUAUGUCAGAGAUCUCCUGCGCACAUACCCGGGGACCGCAAUCAUCCCUGCCUAUCACUUCUUCGAACUCUGUCGCCAACACCUCCGCGCUUUGAGCCGAGCUCCCUCGGCAGGGAUAAUCCGAUCUCGUAAGCCGCCCAGUGAAGCGGACCUCGUACAACUUGUUGUUUUUGGCGGCAUUCCUGAGCUGAGUAAAUUGAGUCUGCUCAAAGGCUCGUCAAAUCAGCGAAUCGAAGUGAUUGGGACCUUUGUGGAUAAAAUCUCGAGCGCAGCGAUACAGCAGAGGAUAGGACGAAAAGCCUCCCCCUCUUCGCAAUCCCAAGUGUCUUUACCGAGCACUGCUUUACGGGCCUCGUUCGACGACCUCGUUGCCCCUCUUCAGCCACCCUUUUCUCUCAUCCAUCAUCAUACCAUAUCAGCCAUACCAGAGCUCGAAAAUUUCAUCAUUGACUCGGAUGAGUGGGUCACUCGGAUGUAUGAGCUCGUCAGACCGGGUGACCAAAUCGUCAGUGCGUGGGGAUUCAUCACGAACAUUCUGGCAGGAAAGAGCGACGAUGUCGAAGAUUCUGGGGCUGAAACCGGGGCGGAAAGUGAUCUCGACUUUCUGGCGCCUGUUAAAGACUUGAAUACCUGA
Messenger RNA from Fonsecaea multimorphosa CBS 102226, 1416 nucleotides. RefSeq lists its product as uncharacterized. Bases 1 to 1416 code for a protein of 471 amino acids. The transcript is spliced from 2 exons. The record is from RefSeq and is a predicted model, not a curated record. Gene Ontology annotation, molecular function: protein binding. NCBI's taxonomy places the organism in Eukaryota, Fungi, Ascomycota, Eurotiomycetes, Chaetothyriales, Herpotrichiellaceae.